UAACUUUUCUAUUGAAGUGCAAGGUGAAUUUGCAGCUGUAGCAAUACAUGAACUAUCUCUUGUUGUUGUUACAAUGUACAGGUCACCGAGUGGUAGUAUUCUCACUUUCUUAAGACUUCUGAACCAAUGUCUUUAUUAUCUCACCACUCUUGGUCUCUCUGUGGUUAUUGGAACUGACCAUAACAUAGAUUUACUAAAGCCUACAAGUGAGGCUCGUGAUUUUUUAAACCUACUACGUAGUUUCAAUAUAUAUAGUAGUAUUAUUGAGCCAACAAGAGGUAAAGCAUCUCUGGACACAUUCUUAACCAACUUUGACUGCUGGAACUAUCGUGCUUGGGUUAGCAGAGACCAGAUUGCUGACCAUCAACAUGUCAUCCUAAGUUUGUCUACUGGACCUAAAUUUGACUUGAAUGGGGAGGAACUGUUAGCUGGUUACAGAUUUUUCAACCACCUACCAGUAGCCAUAAGGGACUUGCCUAUUUCAAGGUUCAAGGCAGUAGUGAAGGACUGGUUGAUAGAAAACCCUUUUUAUGACCUCUCUGAAUUUUAUAAAGUAGGACUACCAGUUUUGUUAUAGGUAAUGCUCAUGCACUGACUGCCUUGCAUGGCUAUUUUCUUGCCUGUUUUUUUUUUUUGCAUGGUUUUGCAUGGUUUUAUUUCUCCUUAUUAUUAUAUUUAUCUAACUGCAUUUUAUUUGUGAAUCA
Macrosteles quadrilineatus (aster leafhopper) is the source of this 704-nucleotide messenger RNA. RefSeq lists its product as uncharacterized. The coding region runs from base 74 to 577 and encodes 167 amino acids. Lineage: Eukaryota; Metazoa; Arthropoda; Insecta; Hemiptera; Cicadellidae. The transcript is spliced from 2 exons. The record is from RefSeq and is a predicted model, not a curated record.